ACGUGCCUCACACGUGGGAUUUCCUGCAAAAGUACUCAUCCGCUUAGUAAGAGAGGAAGAAACCUUCGUCGUUGCUCUGAAUGGCCUGCUGCACAUCAGCUCCUCCUCUGCCGCCGCCGCUGUCAAACCCCUGUGGAAGUGGUUCGGUGAAACCCAGCCGGCUCUCAUGGGCAUCUUCCUUUCCCAACUUCGGCGUCUCCUUCAAUUGCACCACAAGCCCUCCUAAUCGCAUUCACACCCCCAACAAGGAUUCCUUCAUUCGAGCUGCAUGGACCCGGAGAUCUCGAGGCGAGGCUGCAAAUAGACCUAAUAGGAAAUCGUGGAGUCAAAGGACAGAAAUGUACAUGAGGCCAUUUUUACUGGAUGUUUUCUUUUCAAAACGAUUCAUCCAUGCCAAAGUGAUGCACAGGGGUACCAGCAAAGUGAUAUCCGUGGCCAGCACAAACUCCAAGGAUUUGAGGUAUUCGUUGCCAUCGCUUACCGAUAACGAAGCAUGUCGAGUUGUAGGAAACCUGAUUGCAGAGAGGUGCAAGGAUGCUGAUGUGUUUGCAAUGUCUUUUGAACCCAAAAAGAAUGAGAGGAUUGAGGGUAGGCUUGGAAUCGUUCUCGAUACCAUUAAGGAUAAUGGCAUCAUAUUUGUUUAGAACCUAAGCAUCAAUUUCAUUGUCAUUUCCGUAUUCA
Molecule: messenger RNA, 681 nt
Organism: Pyrus x bretschneideri (Chinese white pear)
Lineage: Eukaryota; Viridiplantae; Streptophyta; Magnoliopsida; Rosales; Rosaceae
Product: 50S ribosomal protein L18
Exons: 2
Coding region: 81-644 (187 amino acids)
Biological process (GO): translation
Cellular component (GO): ribosome
Molecular function (GO): structural constituent of ribosome; 5S rRNA binding
Source: RefSeq, a predicted model, not a curated record